This is a messenger RNA of Lachancea thermotolerans CBS 6340, 1683 nucleotides long. RefSeq names its product chaperonin-containing T-complex subunit CCT5 (gene CCT5). The coding region runs from base 1 to 1683 and encodes 560 amino acids. Gene Ontology annotation, cellular component: chaperonin-containing T-complex. The transcript has a single exon. The record is from RefSeq and is a predicted model, not a curated record. Gene Ontology annotation, molecular function: ATP hydrolysis activity; ATP binding; ATP-dependent protein folding chaperone. Gene Ontology annotation, biological process: protein folding. Lineage: Eukaryota; Fungi; Ascomycota; Saccharomycetes; Saccharomycetales; Saccharomycetaceae.
AUGGCUCAGAUGCAACCUCAGGGCAUGCAGAUGCCCGACAUGUCCAACGCCAUCGUGGCCCAGGACGAGAUGGGCAGACCGUUCAUCAUCGUGAAAGAUCAGGGUACCAAGCAGAGACAGCACGGUCUGGAGGCCAAGAAGUCGCACAUCCUCGCGGCGCGCUCCGUGGCGUCCAUCAUCAAGACGUCCCUGGGGCCCCGCGGGCUCGACAAGAUCCUCAUCUCGCCGGACGGCGAGAUCACCAUCACCAACGAUGGCGCUACCAUUCUGUCGCAGAUGGAGCUCGACAACGAGAUCGCCAAGCUUCUGGUGCAGCUGUCCAAGUCGCAGGAUGACGAGGUCGGCGACGGCACAACCGGCGUGGUCGUGCUGGCCAGCGCGCUGCUCGACCAGGCCCUGGAGCUGAUUGAGAAGGGCAUUCACCCCAUCAAGAUCGCCAACGGCUUCGACGAGGCCGCCAAGGUCGCGGUGUCGCACCUGGACUCCCAGGCCGACGAUAUUGCCCACGACAGCGCCUCGUUCCACGACUACCUCUUCAAAGCGGCCAAGACCUCGCUGGGCUCCAAGAUUGUCUCUAAGGACCACGACAAAUUUGCACAAAUGGCCGUUGACGCCGUCACCAGCGUCAUGGACCUCGACAGAAAGGACGUCGACUUCGACCUCAUCAAGCUGGAGGGCCGCGUCGGCGGCGCGCUGCAGGACUCCAAGCUCAUCAAGGGCGUUGUGCUAGACAAGGACUUCUCCCACCCUCAGAUGCCUAAAACCGUCACUGCCAAGGAGGGCCACGAUGGCGUCAAGCUGGCCAUUCUCACCUGCCCCUUUGAGCCACCCAAGCCAAAGACCAAGCACAAGCUGGACAUUUCCACCGUGGAGGAGUACCAGAAACUUCAAUCUUACGAACAGGAUAAAUUUAAAGAGAUGAUCGAAUACGUCAAGAACGCCGGAGCCGACGUGGCCAUUUGCCAGUGGGGGUUUGACGACGAGGCCAACCACCUUUUGCUACAAAACGGCCUACCCGCCGUAAGAUGGGUUGGCGGCCAGGAACUUGAGCUGAUUGCGAUCGCCACCAAGGGCCGCAUCGUUCCCCGCUUCCAAGACCUGUCUCCAGAAAAACUCGGCACCUGCGGAAGAAUCCGCGAGGUUGAGUUCGGCACCACGAAGGACCGCAUGCUAGUCAUCGAAGAGUGCUCCAACUCCAAGACUGUCACAUGCUUCAUCAGAGGCUCUAACAAGAUGAUCGUCGACGAGGCCAAGAGAGCUUUGCACGAUUCCCUGUGUGUUGUUAGAAACCUUGUUAGAGACUCCAGAGUCGUAUACGGCGGUGGUGCGGCAGAGGUUACCAUGUCCGUUGCUGUUUCCGAAGAGGCUGACAAGCAGCACGGUAUUGACCAAUAUGCAUUCCGCGCCUUCUCUCAAGCGCUUGACACGAUACCCAUGCUCCUCGCCGAGAACUCAGGCCUGGAUCCAAUCGAAACUCUAGCCCUCUUGAAGAGCACUCAGAUAAAAAACAAGACUUCUACAACCGGCGUGGACUGUCUCGCCAACGACUCCAAUAACAUGAAGGAGCUGUUCGUCGUGGAUCCAUUGAUCGGCAAGAAACAGCAAAUCCUGCUGGCAACACAGCUUUGUAGGAUGAUCCUGAAAAUUGACAACGUCAUCAUUAGCGGCAAGGAUGAAUACUAG